Messenger RNA from Dictyostelium purpureum, 4023 nucleotides. RefSeq lists its product as uncharacterized. Gene Ontology annotation, biological process: microtubule cytoskeleton organization; peptidyl-threonine phosphorylation; peptidyl-serine phosphorylation. The record is from RefSeq and is a predicted model, not a curated record. Bases 1 to 4023 code for a protein of 1340 amino acids. Gene Ontology annotation, cellular component: microtubule. Gene Ontology annotation, molecular function: protein serine/threonine kinase activity; ATP binding; calmodulin binding. The transcript has 2 exons. Lineage: Eukaryota; Evosea; Eumycetozoa; Dictyosteliales; Dictyosteliaceae.
AUGGGUAAUAACCAAUCACAAACGUUUAAAGACUCUAAACCAUUAUCAGCAUUUUUCAAUGAAAAGGUAUUUGGUAGCACAGUUAUCACAAAGGAGGGAUUUUUCUUUUUUAAUGAUAGAACUAGAGAACAUUUAAAAAACUCACUUUCAAAGAGAUCUAUCAAUUUAGUGGUAUAUGAUGAAGAGAAUAACCAAUUUAUAACAGCAGAAGAUGAUUUUUUCAUUCGUAUUUACAGUGGUGAUAGUGGACAAUUCAUUAGAGCUUUGCCAAAUCUACAGUCAAACUUAUCAAGUGAUGUAAUUUCAAUCUCUCAUCAAGAUUUUAUUCGUGUAAUUUUUCCAAUCACUCCAAUGACAUCAAAUAAUACUCAAUAUAAAACUGGUGAGGAUAUGUUGCUAUUAUCUGGUGCUAUGGAUGGAACUGUACGUCUCUGGGAUAUGGAUAGUGGAAGUCUUUUAGCAGUCUAUUUGGCCGAGGAUGAGGCCAAUAAAAGUUUAAAUAAAUUGUUGGAUACUUUAUCAUCUGGAAUUACUGCCUUAACUUUUGAUUCAAUUCAUUCAUAUGUUAUCUCUGGUGCUGCUGAUGGUAUAAUUAGAAAAUAUUCUUUUGUCGAACGUAAUGUCUUAGGAACUUUUGAUGGUCAUUCAAGAGGUGCUAUUUUAAAUCUUUUAGUUACAAGACAGGGUCAUUUGAUUUCCUCUUCAAUGGAUAGAACAAUUCGUCUUUGGGAUAUUGAAACUGGUAAACAACUCAAUGGCUGUUCAUUUUUUGCACAAACCAUAGUCUAUGAUAAAUAUCGUGAUAUCAUUUUUGCAGCAAGUGAUAAUGGCUCAAUUGCAUUAAUUCAAGUUGUAAAGGAAAAUGAUUGGAUAUUAAAAAAGAUUAAAGUAUUGGAUUUAAAAAAACCAGCAAUCAUUCAUUUACAUUAUAAUACAUAUGCAGAUUUAUUAACUGUAACAUCUAUCGAAACUAAUAUUGCAAGCGUUCAAAAUGCCACAGGAAUACCCUUUGAUGUUGUUCAACAAGAGUUUAAAAAUAGAGCUAAUUUAGUUCAAAAUCUUUGGAAUAAUGAUAGUAAUAGAAGUACACUUCAAUCAUCAAUUUCAAGAUCACAAUCAAAUUAUUCACUCUCAAGAUCACAAUCAAUGACUUUAAAUAGUAGCUCAAAUUUAAUUCAACCACCUCAAGCAUCACCAACAAUUUUACAGCAACAGGAAGAAGUUAUUGAGGAUUAUAUUUUCUCAAACGAAAUUUCACCAGAUUUAACAGAUGAAUUGGUUCAAAUAUCAAUUAUUGAAUUAAAAUCAAUUAAAAAUACAAAUAAUUACCAACCAAGUUCAAAUGAAACUAAUCAAGAUCAAUUAUUAGAAAAGCUUGGAAAAUUAAAGAAACUUGGUAAUGAUUUAUUCGAUAGUCAAAGUGAUGAAGAUACAGAGUUUAUUAAAACAAGAAAACAAAAAUAUGGCAGCGAACUAAAACAAUUUGAAGAUUCUGUAGAAGAAGUAACUGAAGAUUACAAAUCAUUAAUGAGAAUGUUAAUUGCCACCAAAGAUGCCGAUAUCGUUUUGGAUACUGAAAACUGUAAAAAAUCAAAACAAGAAGAUUUAGAAAAGAAGAGACAAGAAAUAUUAGAACGUCACAAAAGAGAAUUGGAAGAAUUUGAUGGUUAUUGUAACGAAGAGCUUAGAUUAUUUGGUGAAUACCUUCCAAUAUUAAAUAAAAAAGUUGUAAAUGAAUUCGUUGAAAAUAAAAAGAGACUAGUCCAAUCACAGGAAUCAAUCGAUAGAUCUAUUCAAGCCUACCUUUCAAAUACUUUUCCAGCCAUUUCAAAUCGUUAUCAUUUAGGUACUUUAAUCUCUGAAAUUUCAACUACUAUUUUCUGUGGUUUCGAUUGUCAAGAAUUAAAACCAGUUGCAGUCAAAGUUUUACCCCCAGGUAUUAAAUUAAAUAUUCCAGUUCACGAAAAUAUUACCAAAGUAUAUGAAAUCAGCGAAACUCCACAAUCAAUCUACGUUAUUAUGGAGCCAUCUGAAACAAGCUUAAAACCAUUCAUAGAAUUCUAUAACGAACAACAACAAUUAUCAAUGGAUAUCAUUCGUACCAUUAUGAAGCAACUCUUAGAAACUUUACAAUUCUUACAUUCUUCAAGUUUAGUUUAUCGUGAUUUAAAUCCAUCAAGAGUUUUAAUAUCUGGUACAAAGGAAGGAAAUGAAUCACUUAAAAUCAAUUUAACUCAUUUAGGUAUAAUGAGAUCACUUCAAGGUACAGUAGAGUCAGAGCCAGCUGAAGAUGGUAUGAUUUAUGGUGCUCCAGAAAUCUUUGGUGGUGUUAUCAACACAGAGUCAGAUAUUUGGUCAUUGGGUUGUAUUUUUAUUUACUUGCUCCAAAAUAAAGAAGAAAGAACCAAACCUUUAUUCCAUGGCCAUAAUAAUAAAUCAUUAAUCGAAAAUAUAGUUAAAAUCGUUGGUAGACCAUUCCAAAAAGAUGUAGAUAGAAUGAUUAAUAGUAAUAACAUGAAGAAUGAUGGCGUUCAAUUACUUCAAUUCGCUGUUCAAUUACCAGUUCCAUUCGAAGAUUGUAUUGAUAACCUUAGAGCCAAUUGUUCAAAUGCUUCGGAUUCUGCCUUGGAUUUACUUCAACAAAUGUUACAAUUCAUUCCAGAUAAAAGAAUUUCAAUUUCUGAAGCUUUAUUACAUCCAUUCAUUACAAAUCAAAAAUUAACCUUUAAAGAAAAACUAUUAAAAUUACAACAAGAAUUUAAUUUUGAACAACCAAUUAAUAAUGCUCAAGUUAAAGAGCCAUUAGAAGAUAAUAUUUCUCAACAAUCAAUUAAAGAUGAAAAGUUAAUUGAUACAAAUGAAAUAGUUAAAAAUGAAGAAUUAAUCACUACAGAGGAAGUUAAAUCUGAUGAAUCAUCAAAUGUUACCGAGGUAUUUGAAGAGAAAACUGAAGAACAACCAACAGAAGAAAUUAAAGUUAAUGAAUCAGUUACAGAAGAAAUCAAACCUGAAGAUCAAGUUGCUGAAAUUAAAACUGAAGAACCAGUAGCUACAGAAGAAUUUAAAACCAUUGAACCACUUAUUACAGAAGAAAUCAAAACUGAAGAGCCAAUUGUUACCACAGAAGAAAUUAAAACUGAGGAGCCAAUUGUUACCACAGAAGAAAUUAAAACCAUUGAACCACUUGUUACAGAAGAAAUCAAAACUGAAGAGUCGGUUGCUACAGAAGAAAUUAAAGCUGAAGAACCAAUUGCCGCAGAAGAAAUUAAAACUGAAGAGUCAGUUGCCACAGAAGAAAUCAAAACUGAGGAACCAGUAGUUAUGGAAGAAAUAAUAAUCAAUGAACCAUUUAUUAAUGAAGAAAUCAAAUCAGAGGAACCGGUUGAACAAUCACUAGCAAUAGAAGAAACUAGAGCUGAUGAACCAAUCGAACAAAGAGAAGAUUCAAUUGAAAAUACAGAAGAAUCUAUUGAAAACAAAAUAGAAGAACCAUUCGAAGUUAAAAUUGAAGAAAACCCAGUCGAGGAAAAAUCAAUUACUUUAGAAGCUAGAGAAGAGCAAUUAAUAGAGUCAAACGAGGAUAUCAAAUCCGAUGAACCAAUUAUUAGUGAAACCAAAUUAGAAGAGAAGACUGAUGAUAUAGUUAUUGUCGAAGAUAAAACAACUGAAAAUAAAAUUGAAGAUUUUUUAGAAAAUGAACCAGAAAUACCAGAUAUUGAUGAGUCAAGUGAAAAGUCAACCGAAUUUUUAGUUAAAGAAAACUCACAAAUGGAUGAUAUAGCUAAUGAACAAAUAGUAUCAGAAUCGAAAGAAGGGGAAAGUAUUAAUUGUACAAAUGAAGAUUUAAAUUUAGGAAACAAUAGGGAUAAUUUAAAUAGCAACCAAAAUGAAGAAAACCAAGUUAUUGAAGAGGAAACAGUAGAAAUCGAAGUCGAGGAAGAAAUUGAAGUUGAAGAGGAAAUUGAAGUUGAAGAGGAGAUUGAAGUCGAAGAAGAGAUUGAUGUCGAAGAGAUCGAAGAAUAA